UCGGGCCGCAGGGGGCGCGCUCCUUGGGUCGGGCUGUGCGCGCCGCCGUGCGUGGAGCGGGCCGGGCCGGCCAUGGGCACCCGCCUGCGGCCCGCCGCGCUGUGGGGGGCGGCGCUGGCUGUGGCGGGCGGCGCGGCUGUGGCGGCCUGGGCCUGGGCCCGCCUGCGGAGACGGGCCGCGCCGCCCGCCGCCCGUCCCGCCGCCGCCGCCGAUCAGGGUAAAGGGCACAGCAAGCAGAUACUGGUGCUGGGCCUGGAUGGGGCUGGGAAGACCAGCGUUCUCCACUCCCUGGCAACUAACCACGUCAAGCGCAGCGUGGCUCCCACCGAGGGCUUCAAUGCCAUCUGCGUCAACACCGAAGAGUCCCAGAUGGAGUUCCUGGAGAUCGGGGGCAGUGAAUCUCUGCGUUCAUACUGGAAGAUGUACUUGCCCAAAGUGCUGUUGCUCAUCUAUGUCGUGGACUCAGCCGAUCACGCCCGACUGCCUGUGGCGAAACAGCUGCUUCAUCAACUGAUCCAGAACAACUCCACCCUGCCGGUGGUGGUUCUGGCCAACAAGCAGGACCUCGAAGGUGCAUAUUGCAUCACUGAUAUCCAUGAUGCUCUGGCCCUGUCUGAUAUUGGGGACGAGAGGAAGAUGUUCUUGAUUGGUACCCACGUGGCAGAGGAUGGCUCCGAGAUCUCCUCCAGCAUGAAGGAUGCCAAGGAGCUGAUAGCGCAGCUGGUUUUGGAAACACAGUGACGGCUCUUUUCCUACAACAUGAUAUUUGCCACUGAGGGAGAUGAGGUGUUAGUGUAUGGUCAGUGGUGACUAAAAUGUACAGAUGUCUUUUCCUUGUGGGUGUGGAAUUCCUCUGAAAAUGAUGUCUAGUUGGUAAGAAAAUCUAAUUUAUAGUGGUUUGAAAAUACAUUUGAAAAGUAGUCUACUUUUUAGCGUAUUUGUAGGGGAAAAUUAGUCUGUCAGACAGCAGAGUUAAGGGAAUAUAUAGCUUAGAUAGAUAGGCUGAGAUGGCUUCUUGCCAGGUGGGAAUCGAGCAUUGACUUCAACGGAACGAAGUUGUAUCCAGUGAAUUUAACCUGGCUUGAUGUCUCAGGCUUAAAUUGAAAUAUGUUUACUUCACAGGCUUUGCAGAACCUUGUUAACGCAUUUUUCUGUUAAAAAUGAGACCUCGCUUCUUGAGAGUGUCAGAAAUUUAAAGUGCUGGAUUAGUAUUUUUGACAGUGACAAUUUGUGUUGUUGCUGUAUUGGAGCCGGCUUCUAAGGGAGUGGCAAAUCAGUAAUCUCUGGAAAUGGGGUUGGUUACUGCUUCUCUGGUGGGUAAGAGCAAGAAAAUGAAAACAGUAGGACAUUGUUUCUUUGCCUACAGGGAAAAACCAAACCAGUGUAAUUUAAGAUAGAGACUGAAAGCUUAAAUUGACGCCAAAGGUGGGAGACUCCUCCAUCAGGCUGGGCGGCUUAUUUUGGUUCAGUCCAGGUCGUCCUUGAGCAAGCACUCUUGCAUGUGAAAAACCUGUUGUUUUUUGGAAGUGAUUUCUGUCAGCGCAGCAGGUGAGGGAGAUGAGCUGCCGACCAGUGUCAUUCUCCUAAUUAUACUCCAAGAACGCGAUCCAGGAUCCGGGCAGUUCUGUAAAAGACCUGUUUUGCAACCGCAUUUACUGUAUGAGGGUUUUAUAGUUUCAUCCAUUGGAAGGGAUGCAUAAAGCAGAACAUUUUACCCUAA
Molecule: messenger RNA, 1720 nt
Organism: Grus americana (Whooping crane)
Lineage: Eukaryota; Metazoa; Chordata; Aves; Gruiformes; Gruidae
Gene: ARL9
Product: ADP ribosylation factor like GTPase 9
Exons: 4
Coding region: 73-741 (222 amino acids)
Molecular function (GO): GTP binding; GTPase activity
Source: RefSeq, a predicted model, not a curated record